This is a messenger RNA of Penicillium samsonianum, 1020 nucleotides long. Its product is annotated as dual specificity protein phosphatase family protein. The transcript has a single exon. The coding region runs from base 1 to 1020 and encodes 339 amino acids. Gene Ontology annotation, biological process: negative regulation of SCF-dependent proteasomal ubiquitin-dependent catabolic process; regulation of ERK1 and ERK2 cascade; negative regulation of protein binding. NCBI's taxonomy places the organism in Eukaryota, Fungi, Ascomycota, Eurotiomycetes, Eurotiales, Aspergillaceae. The record is from RefSeq and is a predicted model, not a curated record. Gene Ontology annotation, cellular component: cytoplasm; nucleoplasm. Gene Ontology annotation, molecular function: F-box domain binding; protein tyrosine/serine/threonine phosphatase activity.
AUGUCUAACGGCAAUUCACGGAGAGAAGUGCCCAUGUCCCUUGAUGAUCAGUCCCAUUAUGUUCGCACACAAGAGUAUGCAGCUACGCCGCGAAUUCCAACCUCGCGCGGAUCUCUCGGGGCAGCUUAUUACGGGUUGUCUGGCAUAGGCAACGAUGACACUGUAAUCGUCGACCAGAAAAUUUUCAACCGCGAUUCCCACGACUUUGCGGAGGGAGAGUUUGUUUGUCCCGGAUUUUUCAACCGCGUCGAUCUAGGCGGGUUCACCCGCCGCUUCAGCCCUUCGCAAUGGAAUUACGAUAUGCGUCGCCAGGCCCAGUCGGUCCUUCCAUUCUUAUCUCUUGGGCCUUCAUCAUGUCUACGUGAUGCCGAUUACCUCCGCAGUCAAGGAUUCACACUACUUCUCGCUAUUCGAAGUCGGCACUCGGCCCAGGCACGUCUCGUCUCGGGCGAAAAGGCUGCGGCCGAGGUUGGUAUCAUGGCCGACACGGUUGAUGUCCUUGAUAACCAAGAGCUCAUUUCUGCAUUUCCACGCGCUAUCCGCCGCAUAAAUGAUCACCUGGCUGGUGUGGAUGUGGGACCCGACGGAAUGGUGUCAGACAGUCAACAACAGAAAAGGAAAGUCCUUGUCUUCUGUGAAUCCGGGAAUGAACGCUCCGCUGGUGUCGUCAUUGCCUACAUAAUGGUCAUGCUCAAUAUUCAGUCUGUUGAAGCCACGCACAUGAUUCAGCAGCGUCGCUUCUGUGUUUCAAUCGAGGACACCAUGAAAUACAUCCUCACAGCUUUCGAGUCCAUUCUUUCUGCUAAGCGUGAUGUUGAGCGUGCUAAACGAGUUACUGGUCGUGGGGCUGCGACUCUUGCGCCCCCAUCUCAACCACCAACGAUUACGAAGAAGCGAAGUUUCCACGAUCAUAGGGAUGAUGCUCUUGCUACGGGGGAGGGCGAAAUGGACAUGGAUGAGGAUGAGGACCCCUACUAUGAGCGAAAGCCGAAUGCUCCCUUCCAAGACCGCGUGGUCUAG